AUGAAAAACCUUUAUGGUUAUUUUAUCAUCUCCAUUGCAAUCUCUAUUCUAAGCAUAAUUGCAUAAGUCGAAAUAAUUUAAAUUGUAAGGCUGGCUUGUUGCAUUCUAAAUAUAAUUGCUAUAAGGAUCGAUAAAUUCGUGUUAUAUGGACUAGCUUUAAAUAAGAUAAUAUUGUUUUUGGUUGGAGUGCUCUCUUAAUAAAAUGAAAGCAUCCUUUAAAUUAUCCUUGAUGAUCAUUUUCUUCCCACUUAUUUAAAUAAUAGACUGCUUAUACUCAUAUGGAAAGUCAUCAGUGGCUUGGCUUCUACACUACUAGUCUGUUUGAAAUAUCAAAAUGAAGACCUUAAUUCACUCCCUACAACAAUACUUAUACCAUUAAUGUAUUUCCUGCCAUAAUCUCAACAGCUUUUUGAAGAAUAUUUCUCCUCUAAAGAUGAAAAAGAAAAAUUAUAUUCAAGUCCCAGACUCCCAAUAACUAAGGAGUACUUUCGUAUUCGUUCCAGAGUUGAAGAAAUUGAAUUCAACCCAAUAACUUUAGAUUAAAAUAUUUCCAUUGAUAUUAACUAAUUAAUACGUCGUAUAGCGUCUAGUUAGGAUAGGUAAUUUGUAUUAUAAGAGAUCAGCCUUUUUAAUGAAUAAGUUUGGAAAUUACGAAUGAAUGCUAUGCCUAUAGGUAUAUGCAUUAUAAGCAAUGAAAUUAAACCAAAAUUUAUGAAUAACACAUUAAUUAAUAUGAUUAAAAAGAAUUGUAUUGAAUAGAGUGACAAUAACCUUGAAACUAUAUAUUCAUUGUUUAUGAAUCAUCUUUAAUUUAAAAGAAUUGAUUACGUAGGACCUUAUGAUUUACCUCAUUCAGCUAUUUUUAAGAAUGAAAGGCAUAAUAUCAAAAAUCAAUAACAACAAGGUUCAAAUUUGUUUGAGGAUGAAUAAUAUUGUUUGAAAGACCUGAUUUAGAAAAUAGAAGAAGGAUAAAUAGAUAGAUGUUUAAAUGAUUAAGAAUAAAUUAUUGAGUUAUUUUCAACUUUUGAAAGUCCUAAUAAUCAAAGAUAAGUGUUUUUCGAUUGUAGAGUUCUAUUUUAAGAAAAAUAAAAAAUAGACUAUAUGGUUAUAAUUUAGGACUUUACUAAAUAAAAUGAAUUAUCAAAAUUGGAGGAAAAAAAUAAAUUUAAAACAAAAGUUGUUUAAUCAUUUUCGCAUGAAUUGCGAACUCCUUUAAAUAGUGCAACUAUAUUUUUGCGAACUGCAAUUGGAGAUACAAAAUUGGAUAAAAUAAUUAAAGACUAGUAUUUAUAACCAUGUUUAUCUGCUUUAAAAUUAUAAAAUCAUUUAAUUAAUGAUAUAAUAGAUUUCAGUCAAAUAAAUGCAAAACUAUUAGAUCUUAAAUUCAGUUAAUUCAAUUUAUAAAAAAUAAUUAAUGAAGUAACUGAAUAAUUUAAAUUUCAAUUCUAAUUUAAGUAAAUAGGUCUUGCCUUCGAAAUUAGCAGACCUAUGUCUCUCUUAACCUAAAUAAAAACAGAUUACCAAAGAUUAUUAUAAGUCUUAACAAAUAUUAUUUAAAAUGCAUUAACUUACUCAGAAACUGGGUAUGUAUUAGUAAAGAUAGACAGCUGGGAUUUAAAUGAGAUUGAAUUUUCUAUAAAAGAUGAAGGAAUAGGAUUGACAAGAAAAUAACUUACUUCAAUAAGAUAGAUUAUAAAUUAGGAACAAUAAACUACUACAAGAUCAUAAUAAUGGCAAGGAUUUGGCUUAAUAAUUUGCUAAAUGUUGUUGCGAUAUUUAUCUCCGAUUAAUCGAAAUAGUAUUAAGAUUGAAUCAGAUGGUUAGGAUACAGGAACAACUGUAAAAUUUAUAAUAUCAAAUCAUAUAUCAGCUUAAACAUAAGAAUAAACUUAUGGUUAAUAAUCAAAGAAAUCUAUUCCCAGAAUGAGAAGCAUGCCUACUUUGAGAGCAGAAUAUGGAUUAUUGAUUAGCAUUAAAUCAAAAUCUCCAAGCAAAAUUUUAUUGUCUAAAACAAGUGAAUAAGAUGAAUGUGAUUUAUCAAGUGCCUCAAUCAGAGAAAUUUCUGGUAAAAUACAUCGGUAUGAAUUGAAACAUUGUUCGAUUGAACUUUUAAAUUAAAGAAAGCCUUCAUGCGCUACUCCAUAAAAAAAUAAUAACAUUUAAAGCAAUAAUAAUAAUAAAUUAAGUAUUAGAUAAUCUUCAUAGUAAUUGUCAUUCAAAGAAACUGGAUCAACUCUUCUGUGUUGUAGUACUAUUUUAAGUGUUGAUGAUGAAGUUUUUAACCAAAAAUCUCUACAAUUGCUUUUAGGCUAAUAAGGGAUGAAUGUGGAUAUUGUAUAAAUAUUAUUAUGUCAAGUUAGGUUUUUAAUGGUAGGUAAGCAAUCGAGAGAGUGUAAAAUCCUACCAAAUGUUGUUCCACUUGUUCUGGAUAUAAGAUGAUUCUUAUGGACUGUUAAAUGCCUAUAAUGGAUGGAUGGAAAACAACUAGAAAACUAAGAGAAAUGAUGCUGAAUCAAUAAAUACCUAAAAUUCCCAUUAUUGGCCUAACUGCAUUUACAAGUAAUGAAGAUGUGGAAAAAUGCAAAUAAGCCGGGAUGUAGCAUGUACUUCAUAAACCAUUAGACAUUUAAAAGCUUUAAUUCAUUUUAGCUGAACUUCGUAUAAUUUGA
Paramecium pentaurelia is the source of this 2669-nucleotide messenger RNA. Lineage: Eukaryota; Ciliophora; Oligohymenophorea; Peniculida; Parameciidae. The record is from the annotation of a GenBank genome assembly.